Messenger RNA from Thunnus maccoyii (southern bluefin tuna), 3611 nucleotides. It is a transcript of the gene fto, whose product is annotated as FTO alpha-ketoglutarate dependent dioxygenase. Gene Ontology annotation, biological process: regulation of multicellular organism growth; RNA repair; DNA alkylation repair. The record is from RefSeq and is a predicted model, not a curated record. Gene Ontology annotation, molecular function: mRNA N6-methyladenosine dioxygenase activity; ferrous iron binding; broad specificity oxidative DNA demethylase activity. NCBI's taxonomy places the organism in Eukaryota, Metazoa, Chordata, Actinopteri, Scombriformes, Scombridae. The transcript is spliced from 10 exons. Bases 168 to 2105 code for a protein of 645 amino acids.
UCUCCGUCAAGAAUUUCUGUACAAUACAGAAUUUUACACCGAAAACAUUGACUGCUGGAGCAUGACUGACAUUACCUGAAAGGAUAGAUGUCGUCGUGAUUUUCCUGUCAGGAGAAUCGAUCGCGGUACUAUUUGUGCGUGUACUACAUCAACCAACAUCGCCCCUAAUGAAAGCGAGACAGUGUAAACACAACUCCAGGAACAUGAAAAGAUCGGGUGACAGUGAGGGGGAGAAGAGAAGAAAGAGGCGGAGGUUACUGCAGGAGUUGGGGGACCAGAAGAUCCCCUUUCUGGGACCUUCAGACCGGGGCUAUCAGCAACUGUGGGACUCCAGCUACACUGGCCUGGCUCUGAGGAGAUCCUGCUCGCUGCCUGCUGAGCUCCAUGGCCGAGUGCAGGCAGCCCUGCUCACUCUGAGAAGAAAGGGCUGCCUCCUGAAGGAUUUGGUUCGUGUCCGUGACAGAGAUGUAUUCACCGCCGUGUCGCGGGCUCUGCUGGGUGAACCGGGCCACACCUAUCGCUAUCUGGACACGCGACUCUUUGCUAUCCCUUGGCACAGCGAGGACAGCGAGGUUAAAGGACAAAACUGUUGUGACCCUGACCUGAGGGCUGCUUGCAAGGCAUUGUGGGAGCUUAACACCUUCUUCUGCUCUGAUGUCUGUCAGCUGAAGGAGGGAGACAGGCUAACACAGUGUGUGAAGACGGGGGAGGUAGAGGCCAAACAGAGUGAAGAAGGGGACACAGAGUCGAAACACAGUGAAGACUCCAAGAAUAGUGAAGGAGGGGACUCAGAGUCCAGGCAAAGUGAGGAGGGGGACACAGAGUCCAAGCACAGCGAGGAGUGGGACAUUGAGUCGAAACACAGUGAAGAAGGAUGCUCUGGGUCAAAACAAGAAGGGGAGUGGGAGACUGAGUCCAAACACAGCAGUGAGGAGGGAGAGACCUCCCAGGUAAAGCCGGCUGAAGCGGCUGUAGCAGCAGGGUCGGAACAAAGUGAAGGAAAAUGCCCCGCUGGGACACCCAAAGGUGUCAGUGGCACACAGACUGAACCUGUGGGACUAAAGGCCCAGGAGAAACCUGUGGCCCAACUCAAGUACAGCCUGUCAGAUUACCAUAUUGAGGAAAAGGGGGAACAGGCCAGUGGGCAGGGCUGUUCCCAGCCCAGUCCGCAGCAGGUAUGCAAUGAUUCGGUCAAAUUCAAUGUCACCUUACUCAACUACAUGGACCCAGCAGCUAUGAGCCAGCUCAAAGAAGAGCCAUACUAUGGCAUGGGGAAAAUGGCGGUAGGGUGGCACCAUGAUGAGAACCUGAUCAGUCAUUCGCCAGUGGCUGUUUACAGCUAUAGCUGUCACGAUGACAAAGGUGAGAGCAGUGAGGGAAGCAGCAGUGAGAAGGCAUGCUGGAGGAUUGGGCUGAAGGUAGCCUGGGACAUUCACACACCUGGCCUGAUGCUGCCACUGGAGUCUGGAGACUGCUAUUACAUGAGAGAUGAUCUGAACAGUACCCACCAGCACUGUGUCCUAGCUGGAGACACCGCACGCUUCAGCUCCACUCACAGAGUGGCCGAGUGUUCCAGUGGGACCCUGACCUACAUCCAGUCACGGUGCCAAGAGGCCCUGUCCAACCUGCACACUGACCCAGAGACAGGCUCCCACAGCCUGCUGGCCCUGCGGCCAACCACGCUACAGAACUGUGAGGAGAUUCACAAUGAGGUGGAGUUCGAGUGGCUGCGACAGUACUGGUUUCAGGGCCAGCGAUACGCCCGCUUCUGCAGCUGGUGGACCAGACCGAUGGAGCAGCUGGAAAAGGACUGGAGGCUCAUGGAGACCAUGACUAUGCUGUUCCUGGCUACAGUGGAGGAGGAGGGCCAAGCGGGGGAGGGCAGGAGGGAGAUGGCAGAGACCCUGCUAUCUGCCUUGACAGACAGACACCAGCAAAGACAGACAUGGAGAGACAGGUGCCAUUCGAGUCUGGCCCAGACAUUACCCCCUGAGGAGGCCCCUGUCGACCGGCCCUUCUGGGGUGUGGAUGACCCCAGCAUGCCACUGCCCUUUGAUCUGGCUGACAUCAUCAACAGAGUGGAGUCACUGCUAUGGAGGAUGUGAAGGAUGGAUAGAGGGAGUAUGAAAGAAAAACAAGGGAAAAAAAAACCCCACCAGCUUUUCUGAAUGGCCCCACAUCAGGUGAUGAGGACAGACCAUCGAAGACAGCUCCAUUUUGAUCACACCAAGAUUGAUUUCCUUUUGAUUGGGGCAUCUACAUUCCCCCCCUACUCCACCCUUCACCAACCCAGAUGAUCCCCGGCAUCUCAGCCACCCCAUCUUGGAUUUGGCUGGAAGGAAAAACCAGACCACCACAAUAGCAAGAAUAGUGCUUCAGUAACAUGCUAACAACGCAAGCUUAGCACCAAGCUACUAGUGUCACAACGGUCUAACAAAACAUAAGUGGAACCUGCAUUUCAGUGUUAGCAUACAUUGUGUAACUAUUUAUUAUUUCAGUGUACUCUGUUACUUAAUCUCAUGUAACCCAGACAUGCUUUUAUCAAUGGAUUGACUCAUUCUCAGUAGUCACAGUACAGUACAUACAUAUAUGCUUUCUACUUGUCACAGUGUUAUAGUACAGUGUAGAAUGGUUAGAAAAACUCACUUUGCUCUCAUGAUAUUGCAUUCUUCACUUGUGUAUAGUGUAAUCCCUUUUAUUGUGUUCAGAAGUGGAAUGAGCCUAAAGAGACCAAAGAAAGAUAAUGAUAAGAAAGUUAUGAAUGUCACCCAACGGAGAACAUGAAGAAUAUGUCGUUCAGUGUUUACGGUGUGAUGGUGUGCUUGUGCCAUAUUGAUGUGUGACAGCGUGUAUGUGUGUGUUCGUAUGCGUACAUUUAGCCAUGUGAAUAUACGUGUGAUCAGUCGUUGGCCUGUGUGUUUGUGCAUGUUCGCUCUCCCACGUGUCUACAUGAAGGUGCGUGUGUAUGAAUGUGAUAGUGUGUGUGAGCCUGUAGGCAGCCUGCCAGUUGUUUGUUCUUGAAGAUGUGCAUAUGGAGAAACAGAGACUAGCAGCGGGGCCCCUCUGCCUCUGCUCUGAUGAAAGGCAGCUCUGAUAGAAUGACCCGGAACACAACCGCCGUUUCUCAUAAACAGCUGUUCAAUCGCUUUUAAUUACUCUUAAAGUGUGUAGAGCACCACAUUCCCCUGUAAUGCUGCGGGCCAUCCGAGAGAGCGAGAGAAAGAUCCGGCGCUUCUGACAAAAUCCACUUUCAAAAAAGCUAAAAAGGGUGGAAAAGGGGGCCGACGUCAAAGCAGUGUAGCAGCCCUCCUCGUUUGAUUUAUUUCUCUAUCUAGUUCAUGAUGAAGUAGAGACGCUGUUUACUAUUAAAAAUGCAGAAUGCACUCCUUUUUUUACUUCUGAAGUUUUUUCCAAGAUGUUAAUGGUUGCCAAAAGCUGUUCUUCUUGCUUCUUCUUUUGCCGCGCCUCUGUUGUUUGUUGUUGUCAGAGAGAUUUGUUUGUAGAUCGGCAGUAGCAUUGACUUGUUUGAAUCACUCUGUGCUCCCUGCACCACAGCUUGUCUGUCUGAAGCAAUAGGAAUGGCAGUAAAUAAAAAACAGUGUUUUAUCCAA